Molecule: messenger RNA, 1052 nt
Organism: Helianthus annuus (common sunflower)
Lineage: Eukaryota; Viridiplantae; Streptophyta; Magnoliopsida; Asterales; Asteraceae
Product: transcription factor MYB73
Exons: 1
Coding region: 81-767 (228 amino acids)
Biological process (GO): regulation of DNA-templated transcription
Cellular component (GO): nucleus
Molecular function (GO): DNA-binding transcription factor activity, RNA polymerase II-specific; RNA polymerase II cis-regulatory region sequence-specific DNA binding
Source: RefSeq, a predicted model, not a curated record
UAUUCACUUGAAAACAUUCCAUACAUCCACUCUCCACAAAAAAAAAAAAAACCCUAACAAAAAACCAGUUUUAUUUCAACAUGGAAGCCCAAAACCGGUCCUCACCAGCAACUUCUUCUUCAUCCGAGUCAUCUGACUCUUCACACUCACGCCAUAAAAAUAGAUGGUCUAAGAUUGAUAGAAUAAAGGGUCCUUGGAAUGCUGAAGAGGAUCGGAUCUUGACCCGACUUGUUGACUCAUAUGGGCCAAGAAACUGGUCAGUUAUUAGUAAGUAUAUAAAGGGUAGGUCCGGUAAGUCAUGUAGACUUAGGUGGUGUAAUCAGCUGAGUCCCAAUGUGCAGCACAGGCCGUUUUCGGCCGCUGAAGAUGACACCAUUUUGGCUGCUCAUGCUCAGUAUGGCAACAGGUGGGCUACCAUUGCAAGGUUGCUUCCUGGGAGGACAGAUAACGCGGUUAAGAAUCAUUGGAACUCAACGUUGAAGAGACGGAGGGUUGAGGCUGAGAUAGUUGGGGAAGAGUCGGAGAUUGGGGGUAUGAGAUUUGGGAGUAAAUCUAUGUCGUCGGGUUCGGUGUCGAAUGGAGAGGGUGUGGAGGAUCCGAUGACGACGCUUACAUUAGCGCCGCCAGGGAUGGGUGGGUUUGGGUCGCCAGAGAAAGGGAGAGGGGAUGUCGCGGUGGGAUUUUGGGACGUUAUGAGAGGGGUGAUUGAAAAGGAGGUUAGGGAGUAUGUUACAGCGUCGUUUCCUGAGAACUCUGGAUUUCAUUAACGGUUGUGUUUAAACGUAUCUCCCUCCCAUAGCCCCAUGUGAUAUGGGAAUAUUUUUUUUAAUUGGUGGAUCUCUUCUGCAAUGUUGUGAGAGAUGAUACGUUUAGUACAACCCUUUUAUUCACAUUUUAUGGAUUUAUUAUUUAUUUUAAUUUAAACUUUUUAUGUUAUAAUGGUUUCAAGUGCUAAUUAUUGGUGAAUGUGAAGUUCAAGUUGAUGUUAAAGGCAAUGUAUCAACAAGUAUUUAUGUAAUUAUGUACGUGAUCUUUAAAAGAUCGUUUAAAAU